Entrophospora sp. SA101 is the source of this 493-nucleotide messenger RNA. NCBI's taxonomy places the organism in Eukaryota, Fungi, Glomeromycota, Glomeromycetes, Entrophosporales, Entrophosporaceae. The record is from the annotation of a GenBank genome assembly.
CACUAAAUCGUCCAUGAAGGCUCUUCAAUCUGGAGCUGAUAUAUCUAUGAUUGGUCAAUUUGAUGUGGAUUUUUAUUCUUUUUAUUUGGUUGCUGACCGAGUUCAAGUAAUCACAAAGCACAAUGAUGAUGAACAACAUAUUUGGGAGUCUGCUGCUACUGGUUCAUUCACCAUUGCACUCGAUACAAUCAACCCACCUCUUGAACAUGGUUCUGAAAUCAGUAUCUUCCUUAAGGAAUAUCAACUCGAAUAUCUUGAGGGGGAAAAAGAAAUAAAAGAAUUGUUAAAAAAACAUUCUGAAUUUAUCGAGAAAGCAGAAGUGAAAUUGGGAGACGAAUAUGAAGAAACAAAGACAAGGAUUGAAGAAGUUAAAACGAUAGAAAAAAAGAGAGAAAUCUGUGAAGAAUUGACAUCAUUAAAAUAUUACGUUGCAAGAAUGCUUGAAAAGCAAAAUGCAAUAUAUUAUAUUGCUGGUGAAAUCACAAAGCUGUAG